AUGGAGGGCGAUGUCCCCUCUACUGAGAACGCUAGGGUCGCCGUGGUCACCGGCGGCAACAAAGGGAUCGGGCUGGAGGUGUGCCGGCAGCUGGCCGGCAACGGCGCCACCGUCUUCUUAACAGCCAGGGACGAGGCGAGGGGCGUGGCGGCCGUGGAGAAGCUCAGAGACCUGGGGCUCUCCGAUGUCCUUUUCCAUCAACUGGACAUUACCGAUGCUCCGAGCAUUGCUCGACUUGCUGAGUUCCUCAAGACCCGUUUCGGGAAGCUAGACAUCCUGGUAAAUAAUGCCGCCGUUGGUGCUGUUGAGUACGUCCAAGAUCCUGUCAGUAGCUCAACAUCGAGCGACCAAAAGUUCAGUGGCAUGGAUGAGCUCCAGAGGCUUCAAUGGAUGUUUCAAAAUGUCCGCGAGACUUGCGAUUCUGCAAAUGAAGGCGUGCAGACGAACUACUACGGCACGAAGCAUGUAAUCCAAGCCUUACUGCCCCUGCUGAAAGCUUCCCCCGAUGGGAGAAUCAUCAACGUCUCCUCCGGGUUCGGGCUGCUACGGCUAUUCAACAAUGAGGAGCUGAAGCAGGAGCUGAACGACGUGGAGAAACUCACCGAGGAGAGGCUGGACGAGGUGCUGGCCGUGUUCCUGAGAGACUUUGAGGCUGGCGCGGUGGAGGCGCGCGGGUGGCCAAUUUAUUGCUCAGCGUACAAGGUGGCCAAGGCGGCCAUGAACGCCUACUCGAGAAUCCUAGCUAGGAGGCACCCCGAGCUACGCGUCAACUGCGCUCAUCCCGGCUACAUCAAGACCGACAUAACCAUGAACUCCGGGCCCCUGACGGCCGAGGAAGGCGCAAGCAACGUGGUGAAGGUGGCGCUGCUGCUGGAAGGCGGGCCGACCGGCACGUACUUUGCGUUGGGACAGGAAGCGCCGUUCGUGUGA
Messenger RNA from Miscanthus lutarioriparius, 930 nucleotides. NCBI's taxonomy places the organism in Eukaryota, Viridiplantae, Streptophyta, Magnoliopsida, Poales, Poaceae. The record is from the annotation of a GenBank genome assembly.